UGCCUAAGGACUCGCAACUGUGGAACCGACUUUUCCUAGUAGCAGUACUAUUUUUAAGGAGUCCGCUCAGUUUCUGUGUUUCUGCUGCAUCUCCCGUUUUCCAAUUCCAUCACGGAGUUGAGUUUUAGUAUGCACACGUUGCAAACCUCUCCGAACUCCAAACUGCAAAGCUUCUCAUAAGUCAUAUCUCUGUCUCUCUCUCUCUCUCUCACCCACAAACACACAAAUAACGACGCGUCAUCAAAUUUGACGUCCUUCUUCUUCUGUUGAGCAUUCAUCAAUCAGAUCCCAGGCCAACUUCCUGCGUUUCUUCCACUGCUUUCUGAUUCAAGCACUACUACCCAUCCAUCGAGGGCUUUCUGUUCUAGACGUGGUCCUUUUUUCUUUUUCCUCAACGAUCACUACUAUCUCCGGUGGGGUCAUUAUCAGAGCAAACCAAAUCAAAGUUCUCUAGUCUACUGCCCCCCUCUAUUUCAAGAUCGGAUAAAGAUCAAAAGGCCAGCUGGGCUUUAGUUUAGAGAUUGGGAAAAAAGACACUUUUUUCACGCGAUUCUUAUUGUUUCCUACGUUGACUGACUUUGUGUAUUACUAAGAUAUAGUAAUAUCACUCUCAUCUCGCUUGAAUUGAACCCCUAGACUCCUUUGUUCUUUCUUGCCUGUAAUUGGUGAUCAAAACAGUAUGAGGAAGCUCCACAUCAGUCCAGUUGGUGUGGACGUUCCACACCAAGCAUUCUCCCCCAUCACUAAUCGUUCUUUUGCUUCAGCUCCUUCAAUGAAAGAGAGGAAAGCGGAUCAGUCCAUUGCCUGCCAAAAUUUUCUUUCCGGUUCCUUUAUAUCAAGAAAGUUCAACAAGUCUCUCAAUUUCAACAAACGUGCUUCUAUAGCUCACAGAAUGAAAAGGUCUUGCAGUGCAAACUUGGAUGAAGUCUUUGGGGAUCACAAUGCAGAAGGGUUAGCUCAAGGCUUCAGUUCGGAAGAUAGAGGACGAACGUUUUCUCAAAAUUCGUCAUGGCAGUCGCAUAUUGAUUUCUUGGAGCCUACAACGCUUGGAAUAAUGCCAGAGCCACCCGAUUGGCCAGAGAGGGAUUUAAUACUGUGGGCAGAUAUUGAACAAAGAGCUAAGAGCUUUGAUCUUCCCCUAUCGCUUAGGAUGAUUAAAAAGAAGCACCAAAGAGAAGAAGCGUUAAAAGGGGUGGGAGAAUUGGCUAGUUCCUCGAUGACAAAGGCCUUCUCCUCGACGGUAUUUAUCAUAGUUGAGCUGCAGAGCUAUGCAUUACAGAUGAGGGAAGCAUUGUGCAAUGAAGAUUUAAAGGUGAUAAUUUCUAAAGUUCAGAGAGACAUGCAUUUAUCAUUCGUCUGGCUGUUUCAGCAAGUUUUUUCACCAACACCAGCCUUGAUGGUCUGUAUGAUGAGCCUUUUAGCAGAAUUUGGUGUAUAUUCAACAUCACAGGCUUGUUUGUAUGGAUCAUUAUCUAGAACCACGGAAGAGUUGGGAUCAAUUCUACAUGCUCAAAGCGAUAAUUUGUCAGUGGCUUCAACAAAUUUUGAUAAUUAUGGAGUUGGCUGGGAAGCUAAUUCAGUAAUAAAUGGCAGAAACGAAGACUCAAGUUAUAUAUCAACAUCUAGAAAGCAUUUAAUGGCAGAUCCUGAAGAACUUUUGCAGGUUGGCAAUCAAGAAUUCAGAAGUGCGGCAGAGGUGUCGCUGUGGAAUUCUCUUCUGGAUCAAGCAACGAGAAUGCAACCAGGUCCAGGCGAGAUGGUUCUUAAUCAUGAUGUGUUGCAAAAGUUUGUAUCUCCACUAUCUGUGGAGAUAGAACCUGAUGACUACAUGGAAUAUCAUAGGACUGAUCUUACGUACCAGAUGGGGUUGUCUCAGGAUCCUGAUAAUCCACUUUUGCUCUGCAAUUAUGCACAAUUUCUACGCCUUGUUGCUCAUGAUUAUGACAGGGCAGAAGAGUGUUUUAAGCGAGCAAUCCAGGUGGAGCCUCUGGAUGCUGAAUCCCUAGGCCGGUAUGCCGACUUUUUGUGGAUAGUUAGAGAGGACUUCUGGAGAGCAGAAGAUACAUAUCUACAAGCCCUAUCAAUUGAGCCAGAGAAUUCUUAUCUUGCAUCCAAAUAUGCCAAUUUCCUAUGGAACACUGGUGGCGAAGAAACUUGUUUUCCUCUUGAUGCUUCUAACAGCAGCAGCAGCAGAGAUUCAAAUAUGUAAUUAAGUCGUUUCCGAGUGAGAAUCAAGUAUAUACAAACCUCAGAAGUUUCACAACACUCCCUGAGGAUGACUAUAAGUAAUCGUUAAACAGCAGGACUGGAUAUAGUCAAUAUGAUUAACAAGGAGAAGAAGAGAAGCUCAGCAUCUAACAGUAUUGAAGGGAGAUAUUCCCUUGGAAGUGUACUAGGGAGUUGAUCUAUGGCUGAGAGGUAGAGUUCCUUGUAAUGCUGUGGCCUGUAGAAAUAAACAUUUGCUAAUUAUAAUUAGAUAGAGACACCCCAGA
Coffea eugenioides is the source of this 2492-nucleotide messenger RNA. RefSeq lists its product as uncharacterized. Lineage: Eukaryota; Viridiplantae; Streptophyta; Magnoliopsida; Gentianales; Rubiaceae. Bases 680 to 2209 code for a protein of 509 amino acids. The record is from RefSeq and is a predicted model, not a curated record. The transcript is spliced from 3 exons. Gene Ontology annotation, molecular function: protein binding.